AUGUUGUUUGACGUGUACUCGAUAUUCCUUCUCAAGAAACUUAUUCAAGCUCUUAAUCUUGGCUCUUUUGAUACUGACAAGUCACUGGCGACCUCGCCUUCUCAAGCUCUGCAACCCACUCGGGGUGAGGAUGAGGAUUUGGAGAUGGAUGUUUUCACUGUAAGCCGCUCAUACAUUUCCGCGAGAAACGAUAUCACAACAAUUGAUGUUACUAGCUUGAGGUCAACGAGACAUGUUCCGGAUAAUAAGCAAAAGGAUCUUGUCAUUUCGGACAACCCCUUCAUGAACACAAUCGCAGAACCUGGUUUUCUCGUUGAAAGUCUGGCUACGAAGUCAUUUACUCGGAAUGAGCCGUCGUCCCAUGAAACCAUAUCCCAAGAGCCCGUUUUGACAUCUUUAUCGGCCUCACCUGACACUGAUGAGCUGAAGUUACCUUUUGAUUACUUAUCCAGUUUCUCGAAAGAAGUGACUAUAUUUGUUACAAAUCAUAUCGACUGGUUCCUCUUCUUUGUCUUAUUUAUCAUAGCGUUGCCUUUUUAUUACAUCCGACGCCUUCAUAUAAUGCUAUUCUACCAUCUAAGCAUAACGGUGUUAGCUUACUUUAUUGCCUUACUAGUUCCUGUUAAGAUUCCUCAAUUGAAAAAGUUUGCUCACCCAAUUUUAGUUUCCACUGCUGAAAUAUUAUUUAUUUGUUUCAUCGGGUCACUAAUCUAUCAUCGGGGACAGCCCAAAGGUUUUCUCGAAGAUUUGAAAUACUAUAAGACCGGAAAGACGUACCUUCAUCUUUUUAAUAAAAAAGGAAUGUACAAUAAUGGUGAUACAAUCCCGGAAUCCAAAGAUGGCUUUACAGUGGUUCCUCUUUGGCCAGGCUGUGGUGACAUCCUUUCGUCAUUGAUGGAUAUAUCCAUCGUUUCCUUAUCAUUACCCAUGUUCACGCAUAGACGUGAUUUCAUUAGAAAUUUUUGGGUCAUGAUGCCGCCAAUUCUCGCCUCUAUGGCACUUACAUUUUUCUGUUACCCUCUCGUCUGCUAUCAUAUCGGGAUAAGUCCCGAGCGAUCCAUUGGCUUCAUCGGUAGGCUGGUCACUUUAGCUCUUGGAACACCCCUUAUCUCAACAUUAGGAGGGUCUGUAUCGCUUAUGGCUGUUUGCACGAUAUUGAGUGGUAUACUAGGCGUUCUUGUGGGCGACGCUUUCUUCAAACUUUUGAAAGUGCCGCAAGAAGAUUAUGUUACACGUGGAGUGACUUUGGGAAUCAAUUGUGGAGCUAUUGCGACGGCUCAUCUAUUGAACGUGGACCCUAGAGCAGCAUCCAUGAGCUCUUUAAGCUUUAGCAUUUUUGGAACAGUGAUGAUCAUACUCGCCAGUAUAAACGCGGUUCGCGAACUUAUUAGAUCGUGGGUAGGACUCUGA
Candidozyma haemuli is the source of this 1410-nucleotide messenger RNA. RefSeq lists its product as uncharacterized. Bases 1 to 1410 code for a protein of 469 amino acids. The record is from RefSeq and is a predicted model, not a curated record. Lineage: Eukaryota; Fungi; Ascomycota; Pichiomycetes; Serinales; Metschnikowiaceae. The transcript has a single exon.